AUGCCAACACACCCAGAUCAAUCCAAAUCGAAAGCCAACAAGCUCAAGAAGCUAGCCAAUUUCAUCAGCCAAACAGUUCAAUUCAUCAACUUCCCUGUGGUUCGAGUGUUGGUCGACGAAAAGCUGAAAUUACUGCCGGAAAAGGUAAAUUUUAAAAUUUUAUUUUUUUAAAGAAUUAUUGUAGAGUUAAUAAAGGGUAUUUUAGUGGCUAGCCGAACACAAGAAAAUGGAUAUUGGCAAUGUAGCGAGCUGUUCAAGGGAAAAAUUGGCUGAAAAUGAGGAAAAAGGAGACAGAUUUGGUGAGUUUUUUGGGGAAUUGUGGCAAAAUAUGCUAGAGUAGCUUUUUGGAAAUUAACAUAUAUGGAAAGUAAAGACAAUUUGGGGGUAGGGUCAAAAAAGAAUUGGUUUUUGAUUUCACUUUUGACCUGAGUUAUAUCGAUUUAAAUUUUUUGUAGGUAUAGUGAUCGGAUGGAAAAAAAUACAAAAUUUCUGGGAUUUUACGUCAUAUUGGUUGUAUAUUAACAUAGCCUUAGAGAAAUAGUAAAAAGUGAUAUUACGCAACGUUUUCUUAUGUAAUAUUGUUCACUUUUGUAAUAUUUGCCUCGAUGUAAAACGACCCAAAAAAUGGCUGCGAGUGCUGGGAUCUUGCUCUAUUUUACUGCGGGGGAUCAGUACUUAAAUCUGCACUGAAAGCUGUAGAGUACUUAAUUAUUAAUAUUACUUAUUUGCGGGAAGGUAAGCUUAAGCCUAGCUAAGUUAAGACAACUUUGUCGCUAAUACUACGUCUAGAAGCCUAAGCCUAGAAGCCUAAACCUAGAAGCCUAAGCGUUGUAAACCUAUGCUUUGCAAACCUAAGUUUAAUAAGCCUAUGUCUAUUAAAUAUAAGCCUACUAAACCUAUACUAAGCCGAGUGCCCUCAAUUUUGUUAAGCCUGAGCUUCUAAGCCUACGAAGCUUAAGCUUAGUAGGCUAUUUUUACGUUUUUAAAGAGUUUUACAGUAGUUCCAGUCUAAUUUUACAUUUUUAGGUAUCAAAACUUUCUUUUCAAAGCUUUAUCGACCAAACAUUGUCAUUAUCAGCCCUAUCCCAGCCAGUGGUUGA
Messenger RNA from Bursaphelenchus okinawaensis, 1100 nucleotides. NCBI's taxonomy places the organism in Eukaryota, Metazoa, Nematoda, Chromadorea, Rhabditida, Aphelenchoididae. The record is from the annotation of a GenBank genome assembly.